Messenger RNA from Entelurus aequoreus (snake pipefish), 4164 nucleotides. RefSeq names its product kelch repeat and BTB (POZ) domain containing 8 (gene kbtbd8). The coding region runs from base 83 to 1897 and encodes 604 amino acids. Gene Ontology annotation, molecular function: protein binding. NCBI's taxonomy places the organism in Eukaryota, Metazoa, Chordata, Actinopteri, Syngnathiformes, Syngnathidae. The record is from RefSeq and is a predicted model, not a curated record. The transcript is spliced from 5 exons.
UGCCCCGGCUUCUGAUUGGCUCCUCCUUGUUUCCGGGGCUCCACUCUGCACGGUCUCCCCUGCCGAGACCAGACUGGAGAGAAUGGCUGCCAGUGCAGAGGUAGGGAAGCUGUUACAAGUUCAAAAUGGGACACCUCCUAGCACCAACUACAACGGAGUAGAUGCCGUUCACGCCUGUAAUAUACUUCAGCAGCUGAAAUCCUUGUAUGAUGAAGCUCAGCUUACAGACAUUGUCGUAGAAGUGGACCAUGGCAAGACGUUCUCGUGCCACCGGAAUGUCCUGGCAGCCAUCAGCCCCUAUUUUAGGUCCAUGUUCACUAGUGGCCUUACAGAGAGCAGCCAGCGGAAGGUCAGAAUCGUUGGGGUGGAAUCGGAAUCUAUGCACCUCGUCUUAGACUAUGCCUACACGUCCAGGGUCACGCUCUCUGAGUCCAAUGUCCAAGCCCUCUUCACUGCAGCCAGCAUCUUCCAGAUUCCUGCCCUACAGGACCAGUGUGCCCAGUUUAUGAUUAGCAGGCUCGACCCCCAGAACUGUAUAGGGGUCUUCAUGUUUGCUGAUGCCUAUGGGCAUCAGGAGCUGAAGGAACGCUCACAGGACUACAUCCGUAAAAAGUUCCUGUGUGUUUCACAAGAGCAAGAGUUUCUUCAAAUGACCAAGGAACAGCUGGUCAGCAUUUUGAACAAUGACGACCUCAACGUGGAGAAAGAAGAGCAUGUCUAUGAGAGCAUAGUCCGCUGGCUGGAGCAUGAUCUGCCUGGCCGUGAGGCCCAUCUUGCUGAGGUGUUUUCCCUCUGCAUUCGUCUGCCUUUGCUCGAUGACACUUUUCUCAGUCGGAUACCUGCUCCGUUUGCUUGUGCCCUGUCCCUGUCUAAAGACCCUGUUGAGGCCAAAGCACGCCUCGCUGGCACCAACGGUUGCCCCCAGCGCCUGGGAAUGACCGCUUCUGAGAUGGUUAUCUGCUUCGAUGCUGCUCACAAACACUCAGGGAAGAAGCAGACUGUGCCUUGUCUAGACACGGCCACAGGGAGGGUGUUUAAACUGUGCAAACCACCCAACGAUCUCAGAGAGGUUGGUAUCCUGGUGUCUUUCGAAAAUGACAUCUACAUCGCUGGGGGCUACCGACCAAGCAAUAGCGAGGUGUCCAUAGACCAUCGGGCAGAGAGUGACUUCUGGCAAUAUGAACAUGCGGGAAACCGAUGGCUACCACAUGCACCUUUAUUGAGAGCAAGGAUUGGCUGUCGACUGGUGCACUGCUGUGGGAAACUUUAUGCACUGGGUGGCAGAGUGUAUGAAGGAGAUGGUCGAAACGCAUUAAAGUCAGUAGAGUGCUAUGAUGCCAGGGACAACUGCUGGUCGGCAGUGAGUCCCAUGCCAGUGGCCAUGGAGUUUCACAGUGCUGUGGAGUACAGAGAUCGAAUCUAUGUCCUCCAAGGUGAAUAUUUCUUCUGCUUUGACCCUCGCAAGGACUACUGGAGUCAUCUUUCCCCGAUGAGCGUCCCUCGGAGCCAGAGUCUGGUUGCCCUGUACAAGAACUGUAUUUACUUCAUCGGGGGCAUCUGCAAGAAUCACCAGCGCACCUUCACAGUGGAGGUCUACGACAUUGAGAAGAACAGCUGGAGCCGUAAGAGAGAUCUUCCCUUUGAUCAAGCCACAAACCCGUACGUCAAGGCCAUGCUGCUGCAAGGCAAACUACAUCUGUUUGUACGGGCCACACAAGUCAUGGUGGAGGAGCAUGUGUUCCGCACCAGCCGCAAGAACUCCCUAUACCAGUAUGACGACGAGACAGACUUAUGGACCAAAGUCUAUGAGACACCUGACCGUCUCUGGGAUUUGGGCCGCCAUUUUGAAUGUGUGGUGGCCAAGCUCUACCCACAGUGUCUACAAAGGGUGCUCUGAGGUAGCUUGGCUCGUUUUGUGAACCUAAACUGAGACAGAGGGAACGGUGUGGUCCUGCCCGCCUUGUGCCUGGUCUUACCUCGGGGUUUGCACCACAAAGACCAUUAUUUUGAUAAGUCUUAAGCCGUUUAACCUUUUGGUUUAACAAGAUCAAGACAGGGGUGCUUUUAAAGUUUGCAGUAUUUUUUUUUCCAGACAGCACCAAUUACCCACACUGAUGCUUGCUCUAGAAAACCGUACAAUGAAUCAUAAGUGCAAUUAUUCAACGUGCUUGCUAAUUUUUGAGCCAUGCUGUUCUAUGUUGUUUUAGCUGCAAAGUUGAUGUGCUCUCUCGAGAAAUGGAUGCUACAUCUAAACAAAGUAAAAUUCUAUAUAUACUAAAACUAUAUAUACGACAAACAUAAAUACUUAUAUAAACUAUAUAUUGAUACGGGUAAGAUGAGUACCAUAACUCAUCGUUAGUUUGUUGGCUCUGAGGUUUGUGUAGAUGCCCCUUCAAGUCAAAUCUCUAAAGCUCCUUUCAUAGGUGACUUUUAUUUUGAACUGCAGUUGUAGUAAUUUACAAUAUUGUUUCUGAAGCUUGUACGAUAUUUUAAUGUCCAGCGCUCUUCCACAAACGUCCGUGUGUCAAACAAUACACUAUGUGGCUUCUGAGCUAUUUUUACAUUUGGUUUUGAGAAUCCACUUGUGUAGGUGGCCCGUGCCACCCAAUCCAUGAGUUGGCGUCCAUUUUGUGUCACAUGCGAGGACAACAUUUCACGUUUAAUGUUCAAAUACUCCCUCUCCACAUUGGAGAAAUGACAAUAGUGAACUUUGUGUCAAUACUAAGUGGGAAGUUCAGACCAACGACCAGGCUUACCUCAGAGACUUCAGCGAUGUUCCAUUAGGAAGAGAAUAAUAAGGACAUUUCAGGCCAUUUUGUGUUUGUGAAGCAACUGUGAACAGCUCAGUGGAGCAUUGAGCUCUUUAUAGGUUGCUUUCCGAAAUGUAAAUUCCAACAAGUUGGAAAAAGUUAAAACAGCCUUUCGCUUAAAUGCCAAAAAAACGCAUUUGAGGUCUUGUAAAAGCUGCUCUGGAUGUCGGAAAAUAAUGAUGUAGUAGCAAUAACUCUUGGAACUGUGAUUUAGGCUACAUGUCUUCAUAUGAUUUUAGUGUAAGUGUGUUUUGUGUGCUUCUGUCUGGUAGUGAAAUCACUUUAGUUCCAUUGGUGCAUGGGUGCAGGCUUGAAGUGACGUGGAAUUUAGUGCAGGUCACUCACAAUGCCAAUGUGCCUGUGGCUGCAAGUAGGGGCAUCUGACUUGAAAAGUGUUCCCCUUGAUGAACAAUAUCUGAAAAGUCUUAAACUCAGCAUUGCACUGAUUCACUCUCCACUUCAACAGUACUGGACUAUAGACUUGCGAAGCACCCUUCAUGAAUCCAUCUUACACGCAGAGGACUAACAGUUGGUGCUGCUUUCCUUUGUUUUUCGACAAUCUUACACAGAAGAAGAAACGCCAACGCCAAGAGGCGUUUUCAUUUUUUUUUUUUACGCAAGUUCCUGUGUCAUCUUUGCACUACACACCCCCUUACACUUUUAUCUCAAGAGUGACCCCCCCACCCUGAAAGAGGUUCCGUAAUCUCAUAACAAUCAUCCAAGGGAAGUAACCAUUUGUGAUGAAUUUGAUCACCGUAGAAUUAGAACAAGAUGAAGCUUCACCCACACAGCUACAGUCGGUGAACCAGGAACGGAUAACUCAGGAUUUCUACUGAAAAAACAGUACUGUAUAUUUUUUAAUUUUUUUUGUUAUGCGUAGUAUACUGUACUAUAGGUUUGCUGUACUUGCACAGUUUUUAAAUUUCAGUUUCUUUUAUAACUUGAAAUCUCAGUGUGUUAUUUGUGUUGUCUCUAUUGUCCCCUCCCCCCCUUUCUUAUGUUAUUUUCUAUUUAGUUCAUGUAGAUUUAUCCUGAAGCUUACAUGCACGAGUGAUACAUUUGGAUUGUUUUCCCCCCAUUUUAGUCUCACCUGAUAAGCAUUACAGAUAAACUAUAUUCUGAACACCAGUCACGACUUACAGUAAAACAAGCUAGGGAAGUUUUGCGUGUGUUACGUCAUGGUUCAUCUCAUUACCCGUGUGUGCGUUUGGGUGCUAUUUCACCGUGUGUUCCUCGUGCUUUUCUCUUUUUUCCUCCACUUGUCUCUUUUGGGUAAUGGUUUAUAGUGGUGGUUGAGCUCAACUGUGAAAAUUCACGUUGCACAUAACUUGAAAAUAAAACAAUUAAAAGGCAA